Messenger RNA from Schistocerca nitens (vagrant locust), 2225 nucleotides. Its product is annotated as juvenile hormone epoxide hydrolase 1-like. NCBI's taxonomy places the organism in Eukaryota, Metazoa, Arthropoda, Insecta, Orthoptera, Acrididae. The transcript is spliced from 7 exons. The record is from RefSeq and is a predicted model, not a curated record. Gene Ontology annotation, biological process: epoxide metabolic process. Gene Ontology annotation, molecular function: epoxide hydrolase activity. The coding region runs from base 212 to 1588 and encodes 458 amino acids.
AACAGCGCGACACGGAUACGUCACUGAGUUUCAAAAAAGUGUUUAAUAACAUUCGUGAUAAGGAGGUAUAGUUAGGUUUUGCCUUUGCCAGUACUUGAAUUUUGCCGAAUCAUCUGUUAUAAUGUCUUGAUUAAGAAGCAUAAUUAGACACUGAAACAAGAGUAAACCAUAAUUGUCACUGUCAGUGAAAAGGAGUUUGUUCUGUUGAAGAAUGGGUGCCAUAGGAAGAUAUGGAUUCUUCAUUGUAAGCACACUGGGGCUAUUUAGUGCUAUAUUUUGGACAUACAUAUCACAAGUACCACCACUUCCGGAAAUUAAACCUCAAUGGUGGGGUCCAGGCAAGCCAAAGGCAGUCGACAGAUCAAUAAGACCGUUCAAGAUUAACAUAUCAGAUGAGGUCUUGGAUGAUUUACAAGACAGACUUGAAUUAUUACCAACUCUUACUCCACCACUUGAGGGCAUAGGAUUCCAGUAUGGGUUCAACACAAAAUAUUUGCAAGAAGAAGUAAUAGAAUACUGGAAGACAAAAUAUAAUUGGAGAGAACAAGAAAAGUUUUUGAACAAAUUUCCACAAUUCAAGACUUGUGUAGAUGGCUUAGAUAUUCAUUUCAUUCAUGUUAAGCCAACCAGUGUUCCUGAAGGAACUGAAGUGUUGCCAUUGCUGCUACUUCAUGGUUGGCCGGGAUCUGUGAGAGAAUUUUAUGAGAUUAUACCUCAUCUAGUGAAGCCACAAGCAGGUUUCAACUUUGUUUUCGAAGUUAUAGUGCCCUCAUUGCCUGGCUAUGGUUUCUCUGAUGGUGCUGCAAAGCCAGGCCUUGGAGCUGCUCAAAUUGCAGUAAUUAUGAAAAACCUUAUGGGAAGAAUUGGGCUGCAAAAAUUUAUUGUACAAGGCGGAGACUGGGGAGCUGUGAUAGCAUCUAAUAUGGCCACCCUUUUUCCAGAGAAUGUAAAGGGGCUUCAUUCAAAUGCCUGUUUUGUACAGAGCUUGAAAAGCACAAUAAAGCUGUUUUUGGGGAGUCUUUGGCCAACAUUUGUGGUUGAAAAGGAUUAUGUUGACAAAGUUUAUCCUCUGUGGGAACAUUUUCAGUUUUUGCUUGAGGAAUCUGGUUACCUGCAUCUCCAAGCCACAAAACCAGACACAAUUGGAGUUGCUCUGAGGGAUUCUCCAGCUGGUUUAGCAGCAUAUAUAUUGGAAAAGUUUUCAACAUGGACUAACCCAGCAUGGAAAUCGUUGUCAGAUGGUGGUCUCACCAAGAAGUUCUCUCUUACAAAAUUACUGGAUAAUAUAAUGAUGUAUUGGGUAACAGGAUCAAUCACAACCUCAGCAAGAUUAUACAGUGAAACUUUCACCAAAGCUCAAAUGGAAUUAGAAUUAGACAGCAUACCAACAGCUGUCCCCAGUGGAUGCACAAAUGCUCCCAAUGAACUUAUGUAUUUGUCUGAAUCACUACUUCGUGACAAGUACGCCAACUUGAUCCAUUUUUCUCACAUGAAAGCUGGAGGACAUUUUCUCGCUUUUGAGGAGCCACAAUUAUUAGCCGAUGAUAUAUGGCAAUUUGUAAAGAAACUGAGAACUAUUGCAAAAUGAUGAACACGAGAGUCAAAAGUGAUGGAAGAUGAUUUGUUAUACUCCCAUAAAAUUAAUGAAAACUCCUCUGUUUGAAUGGGGAAGUUAACCUGAUAACAUUUGUCAACACGCCACGUAUUAAAAAAAUGUUUCUGGUAAUUAUAGUAUUCUCUCAAAGUAAAUAAUGUAGAUCGUGGUGUACAUUUGAAGAACUUUGAAGGGAAUGAUGAAAAAUAGCAAUUUAUCUGUCACUGCCUGGGCAUCACAAAUCACAUGGCUACCAAUGAAGCUUAAAAUCUGUGCUGAAGACUUGAAAACAUGCAAAGCAAGAGGGUAAUAGGAUGAUAACACUCACAUUCAGUAUUUCUCCUUCCAUGAUGCCAAACAACACACACUUGAAGUGACGCAAAAAAUUGUCAUAAAUGUAGUGAACAAUUUAUUGAUGUGAAAGAGGCUUUGAAUACUUCACAUUGAGGCUCCAUGAACAUAAAUUUCAGCAUAUAGUAUUUCUCCUUAUCGCAAUGGAGAUGGUAUGAGUGUACUUCCAGAAAACGCUUCAUGUGGUGUGCAUCAUGGUAUUUAAUACCCAUAACAGUGAAGGCUUUCCAUUGCAUGUAUUAUUGUUUUAUUUUUAAUAAAGCUUAAAAUGAAUUUUGUG